AAAUUAAUUAUAAAACAAAGAAUAUUACAGCCAAUCAAAUCAAAUCAAAUCAAAUCAAAACAAAACAAAAAAUUAAUAAAAACUUCUACAUAAAGCAUCAAACUGAAAAUGGAUCUUUCAAAAAUAGAUAUUUUCUCUUCUCCUUUCCAAUUCAAUUUUGGAAUACAAACUAAAAGAAAAGGUAGUUUACCUGGAGCCAUUUUAUCAAUAUUUCUAAUAACAGUUAUACUCAUUUACUCAUCAUACUUAUUUUAUCAGUAUUUUAGCAAUCAAAUUAACCCCAAUUACUCAUCUCAAAGUUUUAUUUCAGAAGAAACAAUCUCUAUUGACCUUUCAAAUGAUCUCGUUGGAUUUAGAUAUGAGUAUGGAGUUAAUCUCAAUCUUGAUGAUUUAUAAGAUUAGUAAAAUAAGACAUAUUUAGUAUUUGUUCCUUUUUUCUAUUUUUAAAAUGGAAGCGAUUUCUAAUUGAUACCUUUAAAUUAUACUAAAUGUAGUAACGCCAAGCUUUAAGGGUUUAAUUGUUUGGAUUUUUCUAAUCUUAAAAACUACUCACUAAUUUUAAGCACCUUAGAUAACAUAUCUUCAAAUAUUUACCUUUUUGUAUACUAAUGUUAAGACACAGAUAUAUUCAAAACUGUUAUUCCUAAUAAUUGUGCUGAUUAAAAAGAAAUUAAUUCUGUUAUUAAUAACCCCUACGCUGAUUUUCGUUUGAAAUUCUACACCUCUUAAUAUAAUACUACAUCAUAAGCAAUUUAAUCAAGCUACAGAAAUUCAUAUGUAUAUUUGUAAGGGGAUUAAUUUCAAUUGUACACUUAUAAAACUCAAAAGCAGAUCACUAAGCUCAAACAAGGAGCUAUAAUUCAAUCUGAGAGCACUUUCUCUUCUCCUAUAUAAUAUGAUUUACAAAAUUUCAGCUUCAAUAGAUAAUCUUUUAUCUAAAAUGCUAAUUAGACUUCCUAUUUGUAAAUUACUAUUCAGAUGGAUGAAAUUGUUUAAAUAAUACAAAUUUAAUAUUCAACUUUUCCAUAAAUACUUGCUUAGUGUAACAGCACUUUAGCACUUUUGAUGUGUUUAGGUUUUUUAGGAAGAAAUUUUGCUUAGAAGCUGAUGAGAUAAGAAAUUUUUCUUCUUAUGUUAUAGAAUAUGUUUCUUGGAACUUAUUAGAAUAUAUUAAAAGAAAGUAAAAUUCUGGAUAAAAAGGAUGAUGAUUAUUUUAAAAAUUAAAUGAAAUUCGAUUAAAAUAGAAUAGAAGAACGAGAAGAAGACCUGAAAGUAGAUAGCGUUUAAGAGAUUAUUGUUCCUUCCUUUGAUAUUAAAUUAAUAAAAUCAAUUAAUAAUAGCCAUAAUUAAUCACCUAUAAAUCAAAUCUAGCCACCUUUAAAUUCACCAAAAUAUUAAAAUAAUAGAUUUAUCUCAUUUGAGUUAGCUGAAUAAAAGUUGUAAGGAGCGAAAAAAAAAACAAUAAAAAGUAUAUUUAAUCAAGAAAUAGGUUUAAAAAGCCAAUAGAGGAGGAUUUAAAAGAAAAUAAAAUUAACAAAUUCAAAGUUAUUGAAAUAAAAUAGUUUAAAAGAUAACUAUUCAAUUUAAAAUAAUUUUGAAAAUAUAACUUUGAAAACUUAAGAAACAAGCUAAGAAUCCUUAUUUAAAGGAUUGAGUAAGAAUUCUCAUUUAAAGAAAAGCCAUAGCAUUUAUUCAGAAGGCUAACGAUAAGACACUAUUUUAUAAACAGAAAAGACUCAAAGGACGAAUUUUGUUGAGCAAUAUUACUUUAAAAAAAUUAAAGCAAUAAAAUGCUAGUCUGUAUUGAAAAAUAUUCAAAACAAAAUAUUUAAAAUGAAGUGUUUUAAGGUAAGUGAUUACUAGUAAUCCCAAGGAUUAUGCUAAAAUGACAAGCGCGCAAUAGAUGACUAUAUUAAUUAAAGCUUAGAUGUAUUGCAGCUCUAUAGAGAUAUUACAUUUUUAAAGAAAGCAGCUUUAAUUCUACUGAGUAAGGAUUAGUUGGCUAUUUUAUAGCUAGUUGGUUUAUCAUCAGAUUUUUUGAAAGAACCUGAGAGAAUGAGCUUUUUUGAAGAAUAGUAUUCUAUUUUAAGAGACAGUAGCUUGUAAGAAAAAUACAUAAAUUUUUUCUUUAAAAGAAUUUAGGAUAGCCAAGAAAUAAGUGAAACAGAUUUAAGAAUUUUAGAUUCUUUAUAAUGA
Molecule: messenger RNA, 2196 nt
Organism: Tetrahymena thermophila SB210
Lineage: Eukaryota; Ciliophora; Oligohymenophorea; Hymenostomatida; Tetrahymenidae
Product: AMP-binding enzyme family protein
Exons: 3
Source: RefSeq, a predicted model, not a curated record